This is a messenger RNA of Prinia subflava (tawny-flanked prinia), 2444 nucleotides long. RefSeq lists its product as uncharacterized. Bases 986 to 1120 code for a protein of 44 amino acids. NCBI's taxonomy places the organism in Eukaryota, Metazoa, Chordata, Aves, Passeriformes, Cisticolidae. The transcript has 2 exons. The record is from RefSeq and is a predicted model, not a curated record.
AAAACUGUAGCGCUCUGAACAGCAGAGAAACCACAGCUGGUUUAAAAAUGCUGUAACUCCUGUACUGUGUACAUGUGCCUGAGCAACAGCUCAACACCAAAAUGUGAAAUCCUUAUCACAAGAGCUCUUUAAAAAGCAUUCUAAGCAGGACAGGAAUUCAGUUUAGUUUAUCUGGCUUUAGGUUGUUCAGAAGAGAAGUAAUCCUUCUGGGUUAGUUUUUAUCCUUUUGGGUUAGUUUUUAUCCUAAGUCUGAUUUUAAGCUCCCUUUUUGUGCUUGACCAAGAGCGUUGAUAUUGUUGAUCAGGCACAGCUGUGAUCAAAAUUUAAAAGAAUAUGUCAAUUGAAGAGAUAACAGAAUUUUUUAGGUGAGUUUUCACAGCUUCAAAUCUAAGAAGCCAGUGACUUUGGGGAAAUGUUCAGAUUUAACUUAACUAACAAAUAAGCAAUCACUUCCAAACAAAUGUGUACCUAUGACUAUACAAUACUGCUAGAAGAUGAAUUCUAAGGCAUCUUAUACCAUAUCUCCCAUUUAACGGUUAUUUUUAACGCAAGAUAUAAAUAUUUGCCUGUGCAAACUUGUAUUUAAGCCUCAGCUUUCGUCACUCUUAAACAAAAGGCUCAGUUUGUGCCAGUACCUCCAUUAGACGCAAUUAUAGAAUUAAAUAUUAAUGGUGGCUUCCUUGGAGGAAUUGACCACUUUGAUGAGAACACGCUGUUGGUAAUGCACCACCAGCAGCCGCUCUGAUCCUGCCGCUUCCUGGACGCACAACCACAGCCCCAGGGGAGAAAUUCAGGAGGCAGCUGGACUCUGUAACAGCCCCCAGCCUCGCCCCCACGGCCGUGCCCACUGCCUGUGUCUGUGUUUCCAUCUGCUUCCUUACCAGUCCUGAUCUGGAGACUUUGAACAGAUCCCAAACUCUCUUUCAACACCUUGGCAGGACUCUGCCGAGGAGGAGCAGGGAGCAGCCAGGGAGCCGGGAGAGCCAUGCCGGACUCCUUCGCCAUCCACUUCCUCAAGGUGCUGCGGGAGCUGCUGGCCUUCGUGCUGUUCAGCUACACGGUGCUGCUCGGGGCGCUGCUGCUGGCCGGCUGGACCACCUAUUUCCUGGUGCUCAAAUGAGGGCUCUGCCCCUGCUCCUGCUCCCACGGGCUCUCCACAGGCUCCAGGGCACAGCUCCACACACGGGAUGGAGGCUCCUUCCCCCUGCGCCAAACCCGCGAGGGUUCUGUGCUGUCGCUGCCUCGCCGCGGUCUUAUUUUCCUAUGUAAAAACAAUAAAGGUUAAAAGAAAGGGUAUCCCCGUGCGUGCACUUUACAGAUCCUUGUGGCUCUCGCAGAUUCUUUGUGUCUCCCGGGCGUUUGUUUCUGUUCUCUGAAGUAUUUAAAAGCCUCCCAGCAGUUUUCUCCUGAUGUUCCCACCCUGCCGAGCGCAGCACAGGGAUGCGACACCACGCCAGCAUCUCAACAAACAAGUCCUGCCUUGUCCUACCCUGCCUCAUUAAGGGUGUGAAGGCAGACACAGAAAUUACUUGUAAUUUGUUUUAGAAAUCCUGGGAAAAGACAUUUCAAAUCAGCACAAGGUUCCCCUCUCCCUACAGUUUUAUGAGGUACAGGGUUGUUACCUGGCGCUCUCGGGUGUGCCAGGAUUUUGAACAAAUGUUUAAAGCAUAGAGUUAGAUGAAGAAUGUGUGAUACAGCACUGCCUCGGCAAAGUAACCUGUGCUGACUGAGUCUCUAAAAACAGGAGAGAGAAUAAGAAUUCCUGCUACAACUAACAAGAAUAGAUUUAAUUGAUCAAGGCUGUUUUGUGUGGAAUUGCAAGGGAAACCUUUGCUGGAGAAGGUGGAGAUUAACACUAGCACGCAACUACUAAAAUCAAAGCAGCAUCAUGUACUUUAGAACAAUAAACAUGAAUUAAACCAGGGCUGUGAAGAGGACUGCGUUGGUCACGCUCUGUCCCUGCUGGAAUUCCCUUUUACCCAAUGGAGCUGAUUGCAGCACAGGUGCAAAGUUGGGUUUUUUAGUUUCUUCCUUAUCUUGGGGGUUCUGCCCAAUGUCCUCAUGACCCAUAAAUUCCACAUUCCUUUUCUCCAAAUCCUUCUUCCCAAGCUUUGUUCACCUUUCCUGGCUCUAAUGUCACUGCAACACAUCAAACCCUAAACCUUAUCAAGGCAAUUCCACCACCAGGUAAUUCGGUUUUCCAACACCUGGACAUCGCUCAAAACUGCUGUUGUUGGUUGCUCUCUUCACGGAUUAAAUAUUCAUGUUUAAAUAUUAUUAUUAUUAUUAUUAUUAUUAUUAUUAUUAUUAUUAAAUAUUCUUGUUCGUCAGGCUUGAAAGCUACAAAACCAAACACCAAAGAACAACCCAUCACACAUUCCACACUUUGUAACAAUUAGGUAAGACCCUGUUCAAUAAUCUCCAUCACAUUCCCAGCAACUGGG